Messenger RNA from Juglans regia (Persian walnut), 528 nucleotides. RefSeq lists its product as uncharacterized. The coding region runs from base 1 to 528 and encodes 175 amino acids. NCBI's taxonomy places the organism in Eukaryota, Viridiplantae, Streptophyta, Magnoliopsida, Fagales, Juglandaceae. The record is from RefSeq and is a predicted model, not a curated record. The transcript has a single exon.
AUGGAGAUUGGGAGGAUGGAGAGUGAUCUGUCAGUAUUGUAUGAGGGUCUGAAGUUGACAGAAGAAGAACAAAAGGAGAUCGAGGUGAGCGAUGAGGAAGUAUCACUUUUUCUAUCGAAGAGUAAACUGUGUCUUAUGAUUUGUUUGAUAGCUGAUAAGGAGAUGAAUAGAGGGGCUCUUACGAAUACCCUGUCUAAAGUAUGGCAAGUUGAGGGUCUAGUAGCCUUCAAAGAGGUGGGGAGAAACAAGUUCCUGGUGGAGUUCAAAAGGAGAACUGAUAAAACAAGAGUUCUUAAUGGCCGUCCAUGGUCUUUUGAUAAAAGUCUGGUGUGUAUAGAAGAUUGUGAAGGAGCUAAGUCUAUUAAGAAAUUGCAUUUUCGGCAUGAACCCUUCUGGAUUCAAUGUCAAGAUAUUCCUUUUGCAGGUAUGUCGGCGAGCAUGGGAGAGAAACUAGGUAGUUCCUUGGGCAAGGUUCUGAUGGUGGAUUCAGACGGAAGUGAUACUAGUUGGGGAAAUUCUUAUGUGUGA